Molecule: messenger RNA, 1656 nt
Organism: Penicillium lagena
Lineage: Eukaryota; Fungi; Ascomycota; Eurotiomycetes; Eurotiales; Aspergillaceae
Exons: 8
Coding region: 1-1656 (551 amino acids)
Biological process (GO): amino acid transport; transmembrane transport
Cellular component (GO): membrane
Molecular function (GO): transmembrane transporter activity
Source: RefSeq, a predicted model, not a curated record
AUGGAUCUGACUGGCAAACCCUCAGACCCAGACCACAAGGUCAAGAGAACAACAAACAGCGCGGAAGAAUCUCCCGAUGUACCUCCAAUGGCUACUAUUCGUGACGAUGAUGAACUUUUGCUAGCUCGAAUCGGUUAUAAGCAGGAAUUGCGACGAGAGUUCUCGAAAUGGUCCACUGUCUCCUAUGCCAUCUCUAUUCUCGGAGUCCUGGGCUCUGUCCCAGCGACGUUCGGCUCGCCGCUGUCUGCUGGCGGCCCAGCUACAGCUGUCUGGUGCUGGUUGAUCGGUUCCUGCAUGGCGAUGUGCAUCGGUAGUUCGGUGGCGGAGUUAGUGUCUGCGUACCCCACGGCGGGAGGCAUGUACUUUGUCACCAAGCAUGUCGUACCUCCUGAUCAGGUCCCGAUCUUCUCCUGGGUCCAGGGCUGGUGCAAUCUCCUCGGCCAGACAGCUGGUGUCUCUAGCGUGGCCUACACGAUCAGUCAGAUGCUGCUUGCGUGUGUGAGCAUGAAUUCGGAUCUUGUUGAUGGCAAAUACUCGUAUACACCAACAGCACUAGAAACCGUCUUGGUGUCGAUUGGGUUGUUGUGCAUCAUCGGUAUUAUCUGCUCAUUGACCACGAAGACUUUGCAUAGAAUCAUUCUCUGGUUCGCUCCAAUUAACAUGACGGCCACAGUCUGCAUCUGCGUUGCACUUCUAUAUCUCACUCCCAAUAAACAACCGGCCUCCUGGGUCUUCACCCACUUUACGGAUGGCUCUGGCUGGGGCUCAAAAAUAUUUUCCUUCUUUCUCGGGUUUUUGUCGGUGGCCUGGACGAUGACCGAUUAUGAUGGGACGACACAUAUGUCUGAAGAAACACACGACGCCGCAAUACGGGGCCCAGUCGCUAUACAAACAGCCGUUCUUGUCUCUGGCGUGUUCGGAUGGCUCUUAACCGUCUCGAUGUGUUUCUGUCUAACUGAUUUCGAAACCAUCCUGAAAAGUCCAACAGGUCUCCCCGCCGCACAGAUUUUUUUAAACGCUGGCGGGAAACGAGGCGGCACAGCCAUGUGGGCAUUCGCUAUUCUCGUGCAAUUUUUCACAGGCUGUUCUGCAAUGCUGGCAGAUACAAGAAUGGCAUAUGCCUUUGCCAGAGACGAAGCACUCCCAUUCUCCAAAUUUAUUUCUAAGGUUAAUUCUAAGACCCACACCCCAGUCAAUGCGGUCUGGUUCGUGGUAUUCUUCAGUGUCGUCUUGAACUGUAUUGCCAUUGGAUCAACGCAGACGGCUACGGCCAUUUUCAGUGUUACAGCACCGGCACUCGACAUUUCUUAUGUGUCUGUGAUACUCGCACACCAAAUCUACAAGUCCAAGGUGAAGUUCAUAGAGGGACCGUUUACACUGAAGAAAUGGGGCACUCCCAUCAACUAUGUUGCUAUCGUAUGGGUUAUGUUCAUCAGCACCAUUCUUUUCUUCCCAUCACAGAUCCCCGUCACAGCCGCCAAUAUGAACUACGCAGUCUGUGUGGCUGCUUUCAUUGCUGCCUUUGCCUUGAUCUGGUGGUGGUUGACCGCUCGAGGAAAGUACACUGGUCCACGAACGAAUGAUGUGAUCCAAGAGCUUCCCACAGAAGAUGAUGGUGCCGACUUCGACGACGAACAGGGGGAGAUCACUGUGUAG